Molecule: messenger RNA, 453 nt
Organism: Adineta ricciae
Lineage: Eukaryota; Metazoa; Rotifera; Eurotatoria; Adinetida; Adinetidae
Source: the annotation of a GenBank genome assembly
AUGUACAUAAAAACGUAUUUACUCUUGUUUUUUAUUCUGUUGCUUUCUUCGAUUAAUGCAAUUAUUCUAACUCAAAUUCAUCGAUCUUCACUUUAUCAAUCUAAUUCUUCUUGUACUUUAUUUGAAAAUGUUACUAUUUCAAGUGAUACAUCAAUUCAAGCUUGUAUAUGGGAAUGUGUUCAUCGAGAUAAUUGCCAAACAGCUGUAUAUUAUCAUGACAAUCAAACUUGUCUACUAUUUGGUGAAAAUUGUCAAAUAGGUAAUAUAAUAUCAUCUAGAAAUACUCGAGCCAGUGUAAUUUGUUAUCGAAAAAAUCAAAAUACUUACUGUCAAGAACCACUAUCAACGAUGGCUGUGGCUACAACAGUGAGUCUUGAACAAAGUAUGUAUGAAGUUAUUGGUGGUAACCUGUUGAGAGAUGAACGAAUGAAAACACAAUGUGAUCAUAUGUAA